This is a messenger RNA of Baudoinia panamericana UAMH 10762, 1546 nucleotides long. RefSeq lists its product as uncharacterized. Gene Ontology annotation, molecular function: glutathione transferase activity. The coding region runs from base 181 to 1200 and encodes 339 amino acids. NCBI's taxonomy places the organism in Eukaryota, Fungi, Ascomycota, Dothideomycetes, Mycosphaerellales, Teratosphaeriaceae. The record is from RefSeq and is a predicted model, not a curated record. The transcript has 8 exons. Gene Ontology annotation, cellular component: cytoplasm.
AGCCGUAUGUCAUUGGUAGCGCAAAUGCUUCUAGAGUGCCUACUACGCACCUACCCUCCGUACCGAUUCCACUUGAGUAUAUCUUAGUCCUUGUUAAUGCUUACUGCACUUCGUCACAUUCCACAGGUGACUCUCAGUUUCCCAGCAAUCGGACUGCGCUUCCUCUCGACGUCGAACGCAAUGGCUACCGAUAAGGAGAGCCAGAAGAACAUCUUAAACUGGGUAGAUCCCAAAGAUAAGACUGGCGAGUUUAAGCGUCAGCAAUCUCAAUUCCGCGACUUUGUCUCGAGUGAGCCAGGCGCAGAGUUUCCAGCAGAAAAGGAUCGAUACCAUCUCUACGUGUCGUAUGCGUGUCCAUGGGCCCAUCGAGCGCUUAUAGUGCGGAAGUUGAAGGGAUUGGAAGAUUUCAUCCCGUUCACUUCCGUACAUUGGCAUAUGCUGGAGAAAGGGUGGCGAUUUGCAACCAAGGAUGAACACGAGCCCGGCGAGAACGUCACACCGGACCCGCUCCAUCCAGAGUACACUCACCUGCGAGAGAUCUACUUCGAGAAUAACACGGACUAUGGCGGUCGCUUCACGGUGCCGACGUUGUAUGACAAGAAGCAGAAGCGCAUCGUCAACAACGAGUCCAGCGAGAUCAUCCGCAUGUUCUACCAUGCCUUCGAUAAACUGCUACCGGAAAAGUUCGCCAAGCUUGAUCUGUUCCCCGAGGACCUGAAGGAGCAGAUCGAGUCUACGAACGAUUGGACGUACAACGACAUCAACAACGGUGUCUACAAAAGCGGGUUCGCAACCACGCAAGAAGCGUACGAGAAGAACGUAAAAACCUUGUUCGCCUCCCUCGACCGUGCCGAAGCCGAGCUUUCCAAGUCGAAAGGCCCGUAUUACCAUGGCGAGCGGGUAACCGAGGCCGACGUCCGCCUCUACACCACCAUCGUUCGCUUCGAUGCCGUUUAUGUCCAACACUUCAAGUGCAAUAUCCGGGACAUCCGCAGCGGCUACCCGAACUUGCACAAGUGGGUGAGAUUCUGUUACUGGAAGAACCCGGCUUUUGGGGAGACCACGGAGUUCACGCAUAUCAAGAACCACUACACUAAGUCGCAUCACCAGAUCAAUCCGUUCAGCAUCACGCCGGUUGGACCUGAGCCACCAAUACUGCCGCUGAAUGAGGAGGUCGCGGCUGUGAAGGCUGUGAUGUAGGUCGGGCAGCUCAGAGCACAGGGCCACAUACCGUAUCCGGGAGAGUCAGAUCAGCAUCUCAAAGCUCGGCGCGGCUUGUUGGCCGCGGAAAGGGAAAGGCUCUUAGCCGGGAAGGCAACGGAGACGACGGGGAGUAGCUUGCUCCUUUCGUGCUGGAGACCUGCCUUGGUGUUUGGAAAUAUGCAAUAACGUUCGGCGAUUUCGACGCAGCAUGUGUUUAAAGUGAGCUGAGGCUCAGAAGAUCAUUCCUAGCACUCGACUCUGCACCGCAGACGAGCCUUCUGGGCUAGGACCAUCUUUCUCACGGGCUUUCCUCUGCUUGAAGUCUCGUCCCGCCUUCACCGGU